CGUGGACGCCGUUCUUGCGCAUGGAGUCGCCAUUUUGCUCCUAGAGAAGCCGCCUGGAGAGCCGGCGCUUUCUUCCUUCGGCAGCCGAGGCUGCGGCGGGGCCGGGGCUGGGGUCGGGGCCAGGUAGGCGGGCGGGAGCCAGCGACGAGUGGCGGCGCGGACCGGCGGGCUCCGGCAGUGCGGGGCGCAGGAGGAAUUUUGUUGUCAGAGAAUAAAAGGAGGUUGUCCAUAAUUGACUUUAAGCAGCAAACAGUAAAACACUGAGCUCUUCAGCUCCGCCUUUCUUGCUCUGAGAAUUGGAAAACCAAGAAGGUUUUGAUGUUUUGUGUGGCGCCACCUGAAUUAGAAACCAAGAUGAACAUAACGAAAGGAGGUCUGGUGUUGUUUUCAGCAAAUUCUAACUCCUCGUGUAUGGAGCUUUCAAAGAAAAUUGCUGAGCGGCUGGGGGUGGAGAUGGGCAAAGUGCAGGUUUACCAGGAACCUAACAGAGAAACAAGAGUACAGAUUCAAGAAUCCGUGAGGGGAAAGGAUGUUUUCAUCAUCCAGACUGUCUCAAAGGAUGUCAACACCACCAUCAUGGAGCUCCUGAUUAUGGUGUACGCGUGUAAGACCUCCUGUGCCAAAAGCAUCAUCGGCGUGAUUCCCUACUUUCCUUACAGCAAACAGUGCAAGAUGAGAAAAAGAGGCUCCAUUGUUUCUAAACUGCUGGCUUCGAUGAUGUGCAAAGCGGGUCUAACUCAUCUUAUUACUAUGGAUUUGCACCAGAAGGAAAUUCAAGGCUUCUUCAACAUUCCUGUUGAUAAUUUAAGAGCAUCUCCCUUUUUACUGCAGUAUAUUCAAGAAGAGAUCCUGGACUACAGGAAUGCAGUGAUCGUGGCCAAAUCUCCAGCCUCGGCCAAAAGGGCACAGUCUUUUGCGGAGCGCCUGCGACUGGGAAUUGCGGUGAUUCACGGGGAAGCGCAGGACGCCGAGUCCGACUUGGUGGAUGGACGGCAUUCCCCGCCCAUGGUCAGGAGUGUGGCUGCCAUCCACCCCAGCCUGGAGAUCCCCAUGCUAAUUCCUAAAGAAAAGCCCCCGAUCACAGUUGUUGGCGAUGUGGGAGGAAGGAUCGCCAUCAUUGUGGAUGACAUCAUCGAUGAUGUUGACAGCUUCCUCGCAGCAGCAGAGACCCUGAAGGAAAGAGGCGCAUACAAGAUCUUUGUGAUGGCGACUCACGGCUUGUUAUCCUCGGAUGCUCCGCGGCUGAUCGAAGAGUCCGCCAUUGACGAGGUGGUGGUUACCAAUACGAUUCCACAUGAAAUCCAGAAGCUCCAGUGCCCCAAAAUUAAAACGGUGGAUAUCAGCAUGAUCCUUUCGGAAGCCAUCCGUCGGAUUCACAAUGGGGAGUCCAUGUCCUACCUUUUCAGAAACAUAGGUUUAGAUGACUGAACAGCUUUCCUUUCUUGAAACUCCCAAGGGCCAAACUGGAGGCGGAGCGUACUGUGAGGGCUCACACCUGGUUUGAUGCACUUCACGGGGACCGAUUAUGCUUUCUUCCUUUCUCUUUGUUAAUUCCUAUGAAGAUAGACCAACUUUUUAUGUCGGGUUAGGUGUUCGUGAGUUUUUGGGGCGAUUUUUAUAAGAGAAAAACUAUAUUCUCCUCCUAAAUAAAUUAACGAUCUGGUU
This is a messenger RNA of Prionailurus viverrinus (fishing cat), 1665 nucleotides long. It is a transcript of the gene PRPSAP2, whose product is annotated as phosphoribosyl pyrophosphate synthetase associated protein 2. Gene Ontology annotation, molecular function: magnesium ion binding; ribose phosphate diphosphokinase activity. NCBI's taxonomy places the organism in Eukaryota, Metazoa, Chordata, Mammalia, Carnivora, Felidae. Gene Ontology annotation, cellular component: ribose phosphate diphosphokinase complex; cytoplasm. Gene Ontology annotation, biological process: 5-phosphoribose 1-diphosphate biosynthetic process; purine nucleotide biosynthetic process. Bases 319 to 1428 code for a protein of 369 amino acids. The transcript has 12 exons. The record is from RefSeq and is a predicted model, not a curated record.